Ctenopharyngodon idella (grass carp) is the source of this 3400-nucleotide messenger RNA. Its product is annotated as E3 ubiquitin-protein ligase RNF19B. NCBI's taxonomy places the organism in Eukaryota, Metazoa, Chordata, Actinopteri, Cypriniformes, Xenocyprididae. The record is from RefSeq and is a predicted model, not a curated record. Gene Ontology annotation, cellular component: ubiquitin ligase complex; cytoplasm. The transcript is spliced from 10 exons. Gene Ontology annotation, biological process: protein polyubiquitination; positive regulation of proteasomal ubiquitin-dependent protein catabolic process; ubiquitin-dependent protein catabolic process. Gene Ontology annotation, molecular function: zinc ion binding; ubiquitin conjugating enzyme binding; ubiquitin protein ligase activity. Bases 437 to 2314 code for a protein of 625 amino acids.
UCGAGCAGCAGGCGCCGCCGGUGUGCAGAGGAGGGAACCUCGAGGUUCAAGGGGAUCUCCUCGCCAACGUCAUGCGGCGAAUCUCGGACCACAGGGUCCAGAAAAACGCUCAAAGAAACCAAAUAGACGACGUUUUACAGCAGUGGGAGGAGCCGCGAGAGCUCGCGCGUCCUCAGCCGCUCGGUGGGAGGAGCCAACCAACCGAUGGUGCUGAGCUGAUAACGCACUGAGCGGAGUUGUGAACAUUUGCGGUUCGUUUGGAUAACUAAAGGAACAUAAAACAUUUCAUGUGAGAAGAAAACAAGGAUGACCUCGGUCAGGAAACGCUGUUGUGGACGAUUUUCGUACUUCCUCACAAUGGUCUAUUUGCCAAUGUUCAGCAUCAGACCGUAAGCAACAAACAUAGACACACAAACAAAAGGAGCUCGAUCCGCUCAUGCUGUUUUGGCUGGACGGUCCAGCUCUGAACAAUGAAGAGACCCAAGCAGCAGUCACAGUCCCUCAGUUUCUCAGCUUCUUCAGCCGAAAGCCCAAAUCUGACCCCAGGAUUGAGAAGCCUGUCGGGACGUUGAACAAGGAGGAAGUGGCCAUCACUCUCACACCGAAUGAGCAUGAACAUGUGGAACAAGACCGGGCUCACAGUGAAGCUGGAUUAGAGGGCAGUAGGGAUGGAGGAGAUCCUGGGAAAGGGGACGGAGGUGGAGUGGGAGAUGAUGAGGGAGGAGUGGAGUGUGGGAGCAGUGGCUCAAUGGGUGUCCUGUCCUUGUCCUCCUCCAGUCAGGAUCAUCUGCUCGAGCACCUGGUCGAGUGCCCGCUCUGCCUCCUGAGUCAACCACGCGGCCACUUCCCUCGCCUGUCCUCCUGCCAGCACCGUGCCUGCACAGACUGUCUGCGCCAAUACCUACGCAUCGAGAUUUCGGAGAGCCGUGUGGGUAUCGCCUGCCCGCAGUGCCCUGAAGUGCUGGCUCUGCCCGAUGUCCGUGCCAUCCUGGAUGACGGUGCACUGCUGGAGCGCUUCGAAGAGUUUCAGCUGCGCCGCUUUCUGGCUGCUGACCCGGACACACGCUGGUGCCCGGCGCCAGACUGCAGCUAUGCAGUGAUAGCUUACGGCUGCGCGGAGUGUCCCAAGCUAAGCUGUGGUCGGGAAGGCUGUGAAACCGAGUUUUGCUACCACUGCCGCCAGCUGUGGCACCCAGACCAGACUUGCGACCAAGCCAGACGUCAGCGCGCUCGCCACACGUCAGGAGCCAAUGAUGUUUCCACACUCUACGUGUUCAACGAAGAGCCUGGCGAUGCAGAGGAGAUCAAGCCCUGUCCGCGGUGCGGUGCCUACAUCAUGAAGACUAACGAUGGCAGCUGCAACAGAAUGAACUGUACAGUGUGUGCCUGUCAGUUCUGUUGGCUGUGCAUGCAGGAGAUCACUGAUGUGCACUACCUCAGUCCCUCAGGCUGCACUUUCUGGGGAAAGAAGCCGUGGUCGCAGACCCGAAAGGUUUUGUGGCAGGUCGGCAUGCUGCUCGGGGCUCCGGUGGUGAUCUCACUCAUAGCAGGCAUUGCCAUACCGGUCAUCAUUGUGGGCAUCCCGAUUUAUAUGGGCCGCAAGGUCCAUGGUCGCUGUAAGAAAAACAAUAUCUCAGGAAGUAAGCAUUAUCUGACCGUGGCCAGUGGGGUCAUGAUGUCUGUUUUUGUGUCUCCAGUCAUAGCGGCCAUUACUGUGGGUGUGGGGGUGCCUCUCAUGUUGACGUAUGUCUACGGGGUCGUGCCCAUGUCGUUGUGCCGUAAUGGCUGGUGCCGGCCACAAACUGAACCUCCCGAAGUACGGAACAUACAGCUGGAAGAUCUGGCCAAUUAUCUUCUAUUUUCUCAUGUAGUCAGUGAUCACUGGACUGGCCAGCCCAACCCAGCUCUGACCGACGGAAGCGUACAGGAAGUGAGUGUGAAUGUGGAGGAAGUGACGCCGGUGCCCAGCACCAGUGUGGUCCCGUCUGGAGCAAAGGGCUCCGUUGAACUCCCUCAUGAUGGACAUGAUGACAGCACUGAGCAGGUGCUUCAGUCAGACGGUGUGGAUGGAGCGGAGGAGUGUGCCUUCAGCAGCACACAAACAUUCGCUCUGAGCAGGGAAGGGACCAAUAUUGAGGUGCGUGUGGAGAUCGAGGCUCAGCCACGGGGCGGCCGGAAGCCAAGUCUAAGCAGUAUUCUGUCGAGCAAGAGCCUGUCGGCAGAAUCGCUCAGCCAGCCCUGUGAACCUCUGUGUGCCUCUCAGCAGCCAAGGAGCGCCGACCCCGUGCCAGUUCCUGAGAUAGACAGCGUCUGAGCGACUCCUGGAAAACCACUGCUUCCACGGCCUACCUGCACUCCCGCGAGGGGCUUCCAGCCUCGGCCUGCAAACGCAGAGAGUCAGCGAGCGUCAAAGAAUAGAGAGAGAUGGAGAUACAGCAUCCAGGGCAGCUGCCAAAACGCCACAGACGGGAUUAAAGAUGAUCAUAAAAACUCAAACGACCAAGCGCAUGUUUGUCAACAAGUAUGAGGAGUGUAACCAAUUUUAUAGAAAACAUUUCCUAUUUGGAUGCUGGUCUGUUUAAUUUAUUCAACUCGCUUUCCUUUUAGCUAUACCCUUUUAUCUAAUGACCAUAUGGUUUGUGUCCCCUGACUGAUCCGUAGGGAAAAAAAGAAACGUAAUAAGCUACGGACUAAUAGCAUGGUUAUUUCUUCUGCAGUUGCCCUGUGACCAGCAACAUGGUGAAAUGAAGGCUGAAGAUAAGUGUGCUGCGGGCUAAUGCUAUGGGCUUUCCCCUCAUGGAAUUAUGCAAUUUUUUUUACAUAACUGUUGCAUUUUCAUGAAGGAGCAGAAAAAUACGUGGGAUUUAGGUCUAGAAUUAGCCCUCAGCGUCAUGCUGUUUCUGUUAUGUCCUAAAUAUGAUAAUCUUAGGUCAAAACUGAUCUUAUGGAACGUAAAUAUUGUGAGAACAGCGAGUGCUGCUUAGAAAACUGAUGACCUUGUUUUUCUCUCUUCACUUCUGCAGUAAAGUCAUUUGUUUUUUCCUGCUGUUAUUGAGUACUUAAUAAAUUAAAAGUUUUAAUAGCCCAUUAACUAAAGAGAACAUCUAAUCUCAAACAUCUGCAUUGACAGUUUCAGCUUGCUCAUUAAUACAUUGUACUGGUAGCCCAGAGCCAACAGUUGCAUAAUGUCUAGACUUUACUGGUAUUUUUGACACUUUGCAUCAAUGAAGGAACUGCUAGAUCAGGCCUCUACCCCCUGUCCUAUUCAAAAGUGAUAUCAGACAGCCCUGUUUAAAGUGUAAAAGAUCUCCAGGAGUUCCCAAAACUCAACCUUCAUAGCUGCACUGCAGACUGGGAACAGUGAAUGGAACAGUUCGUCAGUAAAAAGAUUUGUAUUCAA